Molecule: messenger RNA, 366 nt
Organism: Gongylonema pulchrum
Lineage: Eukaryota; Metazoa; Nematoda; Chromadorea; Rhabditida; Gongylonematidae
Source: the annotation of a GenBank genome assembly
AGUUCUUUUAUUCCGGAACCACCGAUAACGCCACGGGAAGAAGCUUGCGUGCUGGCACGGCUCAAUCAAGUUAUACAGAAUCGAAUUUCAAGUUAUGGCUGUAAACUGUCUCCUCGCAUUUCCAAGGCUGUAAUUCGUAACGGAAUGCUCACAAUGACGGUGGAUGGUGAAUUCGAGGUAGCACUAACAAUGCUUGGUGAGCGAGAGACCACCAAGUGGACGCUGUUGAAUAUCAGGAUCCUGGUCGAGGAUUACGAUGUUGGCUUUGGCACAAAACUGGUUCAUCCACUGCAAGUCAAUAUGCUGCAUAAUGUAUUGCAAUUAAGAAUGGAUAAAAGCAAAGAGGUCAGCUUUUUUUUAGCUUAA